Messenger RNA from Cheilinus undulatus (humphead wrasse), 1530 nucleotides. It is a transcript of the gene fhl5, whose product is annotated as four and a half LIM domains 5. Bases 212 to 1057 code for a protein of 281 amino acids. Lineage: Eukaryota; Metazoa; Chordata; Actinopteri; Labriformes; Labridae. Gene Ontology annotation, cellular component: Z disc; nucleus. The transcript has 5 exons. Gene Ontology annotation, molecular function: transcription coregulator activity. The record is from RefSeq and is a predicted model, not a curated record.
UUCACUUCAUCCUCUCAACUUAUGAGCUGAGGUAGAGACUUCUUUCCUUCUUCUUUCUUUCAGAUUCUUUUAAAAAGCAGCAGAAAGAUUUGUUUGGACAGAUUUCUUGGACCAUUCUAGGCUAUUUUUUCAUCUUUCCUUCGCUUCUUAUUGUCCAGAUUUCCUCCUCCUCCUGCUCCGUUUGACCCGCAGCUAAGAAAAGCAAACAAUAAUGUCGACCAACGAGCGUUUUGACUGCCAUUACUGCAAAGACUCCCUGUUGGGGAAGAAGUACAUAAUGAAAGAGGACACGCAGUACUGCACUAAGUGCUAUGAGAACCUGUUCUCCAACUGCUGUGAGGGCUGCUCUUUAGCAAUUGGAUGUAACAGCAAGGACCUGUCCUACAAGGAUCGCCAUUGGCAUGAACAGUGUUUCAAAUGUGCAAAAUGCAGCCGCUCGCUGGUGGAAAAGGCCUUUGCAGCCAAGGAUGAUCUGUUGCUCUGCACUGAAUGCUAUGCCCAUGAUUACUCCUCCAAGUGCAACACCUGCAAGAAGACCAUCAUGCCAGGUUCCCGCAAAAUGGAAUACAAGGGGAACAGCUGGCAUGAGACCUGCUUCCUGUGCCACCGCUGCCAGCAGCCAAUAGGAACCAAGUCCUUCAUCCCUAAAGACACCGGCUACUUCUGUGUGCCCUGCUUUGAGAAGCAGUUUGCCUACCAGUGCAGCGCCUGUAAGAAGGCCAUCACAACAGGUGGAGUGACCUAUCAAGACAAGCCAUGGCACCGUGAGUGUUUCCUUUGUAUCGGCUGCAGAAAGCAGCUGUCAGGUCAGCGCUUCACCUCCAGGGAGAAUUACCCAUACUGCCUAGAGUGCUUCAGCAACCUGUAUGCAAAGAAGUGUGUGGGCUGCACCAAAGCAAUCACCAGUCUGGCAGGAGCCAAGUACAUCUCCUUUGAGGAGCGUCAGUGGCACAGCGAGUGUUUCACCUGCAUGCAGUGCUCCGUGUCGCUGGUGGGACGUGGCUUCCUCACCCAGCGUGACAACAUCUUGUGCACUGACUGCGGCAGGGAGAAGUGACCUUUCCAUGAAGGGGUCACAGGAACACCCAAGAGCUCUUAUUCUGAAAGAGAUAUGGGUUAUUCAUGAAUAUUUCUCCAUAGCAUGCCUGGUACAUAAACAAAUUGAAUGUCAAAUGCUUAUAAAUUACUGUUAAAAAUGCAUCUUUAAAGCAGAGAUAGUGGCGCCCACAGUUAUGUAAAAGGGGAGGGGGCAUGGUGAGGCUGAAUAAAAACAAUAAACUCAGUUCUGCACUGCUUACAAAGCAUGGCCAGUUCUGUGAAAGGGCAGCCCAAUGAAUGUGAUGCUGCUCCUGAUGAAUCCUCAUGAAAUGUCACAACAACUGAGACAAAGACAAGAACAUUUGACGAAUCAUACCUUGCCCUCUGCUUCACCUGUGCAAUAGUGGGUAAUGACGAGAGACCCCAGUGUGGUAUGUCUCAGAGUAUUAGCUUCAGACAGCAUGAACAAGUUGAAAUGCCUUGGAGACAUCA